UUCUGUCCGGGUGUUUUGAAAACAAACAUGGCUAACGAAGCACUCACUUUGACAGAAGAAAUCAUCCGUAGUCGAGUGAAUCUGCAACAUGACAAUUUGGAGGAUGUGAAGGCCCUGUCACUACCAGGAACCUACCAUGAAAAAGUUGUCAGCCUCGGAAGUUCAGUUCGAAAGUUUUCUCGUCUCAAAAGUCUUGACCUGUCCAGGAAUGCCUUAACAUGCUUACAGGGAAUGGAACAUCUGAAGUUGUUGGAGAAGUUAAAUCUCUACUACAAUGGGAUAGAAACUAUGGAGGAGCUGAAGCGCCUUAGGUUCAACACUUGUCUCAAGGAGCUGGACCUUCGACUGAACCCUGUCACCCGCACUGAACCUGACUACCGACUAUACUUAAUACACAUGCUCCCAAACCUGCAGAAACUAGAUGACCGUGGAGUUAGGGACAGAGAAAGAAAUGCAGCCCUUGUCCACUUCAGCUCAAGUCAAGCUGUGGAAAUAUCUGUCCAGCCCAGCAAUGGGGAGCCUCCACCAAAACAGCCCCACCCCCGGGCAGAGAUGGUACGAGGCAUGGGCAAGGGGAUGACUGCCCUAGAUGAUGAUGAUGUAGCUGUGCUGGACCUGAUAGCAAGAACAGGUGGUGAUCUCAGUAGACCGCGGGGUGUAACAGGUUCAGCUGCCCAGGAACCCACAGCGGAGGACUACUCUCUGGAAGUUUUGAAAAGCUUGGAUGGUGGACCAAUGGAAGACAAUAGAGAGGAGGCACCUGCCCCCAAACCGCGCCCAGGCAGUAUGGAGGAGGCCUAUAGGAUGAAAUACCCCAACAUUCCUGCUGUGACAGUGACUGGUACAGAAGAUAGACACCUAAGGAGGGAUGAAAAUCUGCAGUACCAGGAUGAAGUAGAUGCCUAUAGUAAAUUCAAAAGUCAUGGUUACUUUACAGCAAACCCAAAUCAAGGAGAACAAACAAGAGCUGGAAAUGGAAGUACUUCGCAGAUCAUGACAGAGCGAGAUCCUUACCCAGGGCCUCCACGGGUGCCUACAGAAAGACGAAGGUCGUUUGGUGAGGAGGAGUCGACACAAGGUCAUCAGAGGUCAAAUAGUCAGCCGUCUUCCAGGAAGGAGCUUCAUGAUUCUAUGGAGGAUUUAGGGAUGAGGAGGGCCGAUAGGUCAGCAGAUGACCUCAGGUCAAAUGAACAACAAGUCUCUAAUGGAAUUAUGAAGGGAGAGAACUCCAGAUCAAAAGAAUUGCUUUCUAAACUGUUAGACAUUGUCGAUAGAUAUUGGAACGGUUCAAAGUCACUACACAAAAACAUCAAAUUUAGAGGCCUUGCCUAUGAACUUAUAGACAACUUUGCAAGAAAUUAUGGGGAUGAUUUAAGUAAGGUGGAAGGUGAUGUAGCACACCUGCGAGAAGAAAACUUCAAGUUAAGAAAGAGAGAAGAACUCACCCGCAAUACCCUGGCUGACAGCACGGUGAAUGAGAGUCAACUUAAAACUUCUUUGCAUCAAGCUUACAAAGACAAUGAUGCCCUGAAAGAUGAGCUACAGAAUACAGUUAGGGAAAACCGUAAACUACAAAUGAAACUACAGGAGCAGCAGAAUGGACACCACUCAACAGCAGCAACAUCCAUGUCCUCUGUCAACUUGUCACACCUUGAGGAGAUCAAGCGACAGAACGACAUCCUGCGAAAUGAGGUGGAAAUGCUGCAGAUCCGACUCAAGCAGUACUCACAGAUGCAGGAGCUUGCCGCCAUGUUACAAGAGAGUCACAAAUCCCUAGUCCAGACAAACGACCACCUGCUGAAGGACCUGAACGAGACCAAGCGACGUCACCAUGGGGAGGUGGAGCAGCUCAACUGGAGCUACAACCAGCUCAAGAAGAGCUCUGGAUACGCACCGCCCAACAGGGGCCGAGACCAUAGCCAGGCCUCUGCUACCAUGUAUGACUCCUAACAUCACGAUUUUUGACCAUCUGUUCAACCCUCAACACGAAUGUUACUGACACAGUGACAUCUUAUCAGCAAAGAUAUUUCUAUAGUUGGGAAUGAACUUCUUCAAAUAACCUUUCAACAAAAGUUUUAAAAUAAUUUUUCCUCUUAAGUAGUCAUAAGAGUGUUGAGUCCGAGAAUAAUUGCCGAUGGGCUUCAUGGCCUGUAAUAUUAUCAUUUAGAUCAGUUUGAGUUCAGUUACCAUACAAUCUGAAGAUUGAUAUCUUAUUCAUUCAUAAAUUAUUACUGAUAUGAAUUCCUUUUAGGUAUUGUAUAAUUGGUGCAUGUACAAUAUUCAUUACCACUAACAAAACCUAUGACAAUGAUAUUGUAUAUAUAACCGGUGAUCAUCAGGCAUCCAAAUAUUUCCUGAAUCUCAGAAAAAAAUCUCAGAAGUAAAAUUGUAUAUUUAUUAUUUCAUGUGAAAUCCAGGAAUGUGAUUGAAAUGAAAUCCUCCAAAUGUGUCUUUAUUUUCAUCUGAUCAGGUGAUAUAUAUUUACCAAAUAUGUAUAUUUAUAUAUUUUUGAUCUGAUCAUGUGAUAUUAUCUGUGCCGUAUACCAUCCAGCAUUUAAUAUGUAUGUCAGUAUUUGUUAUCUUGCCUGUCUGAGCAUCUAAUGCUUGUUUUAGUGUUUGAACUAGGAAAGGACGCAUGGAUAAUGAGCCAGUUUGAGUUUGAAAAUAAGUUGGGAUUAAGACUGUAAGGAAUGAUUUCAAAGCUGUGUCUUUCUUCCAUGGUAACAGAUAUGUAAGGAUUAUGUAUACACAGACUAUACAGAGCAUGGCUAACACUGUUAAUUUAUUUCAGUUUCCGUCCAAAAUAGAUCAGGAAAGAAGACGGCAAAAGGGUAAAUUUGAAUCUUGUUGAAGGUUCUGAAGUUUGGCUUUAUUGGUUUUUCUGGGAAGUUUACUUUGAUAACUAACUUGUGUACUUAAAAGGAGAGAACUGAUUAAGUAAUGCCCUGUGUUCAAUCUUACAAAAUCUAGAGUUAGACUUGGUAAAAUGUUUUUGAUUACACAAUCAAAUUAUCCAUAAAGCAUAAUUUCCUCAGAGAAAUGUAGCUAUCAUUCUGGGUAACUAGGUUGACUAUACCUUCACCUUUGAUGAUAUAGAUAUGUAAUUGGUUGCCAUAUGUAGUUUGUUACAGGAGAGAUAUCUUAUCCGUCCAUAUUGUAUUUAUCAUUAAAUAAGACAUUGUGGUAUUUGAUUGGGUCCAAAUAUGAUCAAAUUCUUCGAAUCUGAAAAGAAUCAGGUAGUUUUUGUACAACAUCAUUAUUCACAGAUAUCAUAUAGGCUGCAUUUGUAUCAAUUGACAUCAAUCAAUCUGUUAUUUUUGCAUAUGCAAAUUCAAAAUUAAUUUUCUUAAUCAUUGUUUCAAAUUUAUAUAGGAGCAGCUCAUGAAUCAAGUUUGAAAACAGAAGUAUACAAAAACUAUCUGAUUUACAUUUAUUGUGAUGAUAUUGUAAUAUCUGUUAUAAACUCUGCUAUUUAUCUCCUCGUAGCUGUAACAUGUUAUUGAAAAUAUAGUUUUUUUCUUGUGCAACUUUUUUUUUCUUCUUUUUUUUUUUAAUAAUAAUUAUCAUUUUGACCUUUUAGAUGUUGUUUGGUGUAAUAUUAAAUGCACUGGAAUGUGGAAUUCACACAUCUACCCUAAUACUGCAAAAUGAAGAAAUGAGUUCUUUACUGACAAAAUGCUGUACAGUAUUUCUGGGUACAUGUCGAGGUAGUGGGAAUGGUGAUAGGAUUGUUGUCUCUAUACACACAUCUCUGAUGUUUGAUAAGGUACAGGUUUAUAUAUGUUACUAUGUGUACAAACACAGAGACAGUUUCUGUCCAGUAUUAAUCAGUUAAAGAAUUUUCAGUAGAUUCUAUUUUGAUAUAAAUUGUCAAUAAAUGAAUUUCGUGUUCUUUUUAUUUUUUUCUGAUUAAACAUGAGUCAACCUCCAGCAGUAUCAUGUUAAGUAUGUUAUCUAUGUAUUAAUCAUAAAAAUAACACUUAAAGGAGAGAUUUGAAUACUUUUUAAAGAAAGAAGUGUUUUUUUUUAUUCUAUUGGACUCCUUAUAUAAACUUGCUUAAAAAACUUAUGUCUAAUAUGGUAUGUCUAUUAUGGUAUUUGAGUUGUUUGUCAAGUUUGAAAUCUGCAUGAUUAUCUUGUUUUAAAUCCAGUGAUGUUGACUUGAAUUAACAUAGUGUUUGUUUCCAAGUGGCAUGAAUUGCACUUGAAUGUUAUUUAAAAUUCAUUUAUUGUUUGUUUUCAAAAAACGGCAGAAUUAAUUAAUUUUCUUCAUUGAAUUUGGUGAAACUUUGCCACUUCAGAUUUUCUUAAAUUUUGACAUCUUCAGGAUUUUACAUUUUUGGCUGCUAAGGGGAUGGUUAAGAAUUUUUACAGUGUUCAUCAUGCACUCAUUAAUUGUGAUUGGAUUUUAAUAUUUGUUUCCACACAUCAAUGCUCUACAGUCAGAUCAGAUUUGCUUUUUUCUUCAACUUUUGACAUGUUUUAAUCUUUGACUAAAUUUAGCAAUUUUUCAAACUAUUAAAACAAAAGUAGUCCUGUUUGAUAGCGAAUUGUUGGUUAACAUGAUGCUUACAUAGAUGAUUUUAUUUCGCUUAAUAAGGAAUUAGUAUUAUAAUACAAUUUUCUCUGUAACUCUUUAUUACUAAAUGUGAGUAAUAACAGUGGAAUGGAAAACAUCAAAUGAGGCAAAGUCAAGUAUGAUUGUCUAACAUUGUGUAUGUAAAGAGUUUGUAUCCAUACAUGUGUACUAUCUGUGAUAUAUAUAAGUUGUUUACCAUUACACUGACUGGGGGACACAUAUGUUACCUAUUUCAGGAUGUAAAAAAUUAUGAGGGAACCUCAUCAGAAAUGCGUUUAUGUAGAAUCCUUAUCAAUUAGGCCUUUCUCCGAUACGUGUGUAUAUGUAGAAUCCUUAUUAUUACAGUCUUUCUCCAUCCAAACUUAAUCACCAGUAUUAGCCCCCUUUGUUUACCUUUUAAAUGUUCUCUUUCAUGGAAGUAGGUCUUUCGAAAUGACGCACAUGCUAAGAUUCUAAAAUACAACUGUUUUUUUGUCACUGCUGAAUAGAGCAAAAAUAUAUGUAGCGGGUGUAUUCAGGCAAUGCAGAUGCCAGUUACAAGAUGAAAAUGUAUAUGUUUGAUAUUGUAUAUCUAAAGUAAUACUAUAUACAUUGUACAUCUAUAUGUAUAAUAUAUAUAUCUAAGUAUAUACAUCUAUAAAUGAAAAUAUAUACCCAGUAAGUCCAUGUUUAUAUCUGUUCAAUACUGGACAAUACUAAAAAAAACUCGGAUGAGUUGAAAAGGUUAGCACAGAUUUGUGAUAUUUCAUUGUUAUGAUGUAUUAGAUUACUUUCGAGAGAGAGAGAAUGUUGUCUUCGUGUAUGUUGACUCCAUCUUGUAUCAGUUAACUAUGUUUGUUUUCUCGGCUCCAGUAGAAGACUGUGACAGGGCCCAGGGAGAGUUUUAGGUGUUUUGUCACUGUUAACCCUGUCAGAUGUAUCCAUGUGUGUGUUUUGGUGCUGUGUGAUGCACAAGGACUUGUCACAAAUAUCCAACCUUGUUCUGAAUGUGUGUAUUUUAAGUGUACAUACAGGCUUUGGGGUUGGUCAUCUGCGCCAAGUUUCUGUGGUGUGAUGCACAUGUCAUGUAAUGGUAAACAACAAUGCAAUGCAAUAAAGUAUAUUGUAUAUUU
Molecule: messenger RNA, 5691 nt
Organism: Pecten maximus
Lineage: Eukaryota; Metazoa; Mollusca; Bivalvia; Pectinida; Pectinidae
Product: centrosomal protein of 72 kDa-like
Exons: 15
Coding region: 28-1950 (640 amino acids)
Molecular function (GO): protein binding
Source: RefSeq, a predicted model, not a curated record